GAUCAGAAUAAGACAUUCAACUAGCAAUGGAGAAGUUUUUAAAACGAAAAAAUGAAGACAAAAGUGGUGCCAGCCCCCCCUAAAAGACUACAUUUUUACAUUAAUACAAUCCUGACUUCAUCAAGUACGGCUCUGUAAAUAGGACGUCAAAAAGUCGGGAGCCGUCCUGUGACGUCAUGAGCGUGCGCCAAGCAAACAAUAAACAAGUAUGACAUCACUUUCCCGUGACCAACAGAUAUCUCGGCACGAUGGUGGAGUGUUGUUCUCCCACGGUUUCUCUCAGAGAAUUUGGCUGUGAGCAAAGUUUACUCUCCCGUCCUGAUGGCUCAGCGUCCUUCAUUCAAGGAGACACGAGUGUACUGGCUGCAGUGUAUGGACCAGCUGAAGUCAAAGUCAGUAAGGAGAUUUAUGAUCGGGCAACACUGGAAGUCAUAAUACAGCCUAAAGUUGGCCUUCCAAGUGUAAAGGAGCGAGCCCAGGAGCAGUGUGUGCGAGAAACCUGCGAGGCGUCUCUGCUCCUGUCCCUUCACCCUCGCUCGUCCCUGACGCUGGUCCUGCAGGUGCUCCACAACGACGGCUCCCUCCUGUCCGGUUUCCUGAACGCCGCCUGCAUGGCUAUGAUGGACGCCGGCUUGCCUAUGAGUUGCUUGUUCUGUGGCGUGACAUGUGCCAUCCACUCGGACGGGAAGAUCAUCACAGACCCGACCGCCGCUCAGGAAGUCGAGAGUCGCGCUCUGUUGACGUUCGCCAUCGACAGCAAAGACCGCCGCGUAGUGAUGACCUCCACCAAAGGAUCGUUUUCAGUGCAUGAGCUGCAGCAGUGCAUCGCCAUCAGUCAGGCGGCGUCAGAGAAGAUCUUCCACUUCUACAGAGACUCGGUCAAGCGGCGCUACUCCAAAAGUGUCUUCUGAUCUUUUUUUUCCCCCCCUUCCUAGUGCUCACAAAGAAUAAUUUUUCUAAUAAAAUAUUCACCAACCA
Messenger RNA from Doryrhamphus excisus (bluestripe pipefish), 978 nucleotides. It is a transcript of the gene exosc5, whose product is annotated as exosome component 5. Gene Ontology annotation, molecular function: RNA binding. The record is from RefSeq and is a predicted model, not a curated record. Gene Ontology annotation, biological process: rRNA catabolic process; nuclear mRNA surveillance; poly(A)-dependent snoRNA 3'-end processing. Lineage: Eukaryota; Metazoa; Chordata; Actinopteri; Syngnathiformes; Syngnathidae. Gene Ontology annotation, cellular component: cytoplasmic exosome (RNase complex); nucleolus; nuclear exosome (RNase complex).